Mesorhabditis belari is the source of this 486-nucleotide messenger RNA. NCBI's taxonomy places the organism in Eukaryota, Metazoa, Nematoda, Chromadorea, Rhabditida, Rhabditidae. The record is from the annotation of a GenBank genome assembly.
AUGAACGAAACGGACGUUUCGAACAAUGGGACGAUGCUGGAUGCAAUCUCGAAAGCAUCUUCAAGCCCUACCACGAUGCUAGCAUCAACUACUGCCGUGCCAACAACCUCAAUGCCAAAAUCGAUAGAGGAGUCUACUUGGCUUCCAAGCACGAGUGAUAGAGCGUCAGUAACGCUGUUCAUCUUCUCGUUCAUCCUAUUCGUUGUCGCUGUUGCACUUAUUGCGAAAGUUGUCAUCAGCCGCCGUAAAAAGAGAAACAUUAUUGGUGGUACGGCCCGAUGGAGACUAUCGACAAGCUCCCAAAGUGCGGCACCUCUGCAAACUGAUGCCACUUACACACCCGUCGGAAAUACAAGAACAAAUAAUAACAGGAACCCUCUUGAUGCAUCAGGGGAAAAUCGACUUGACUGGGAGCGACAAUUUUUCGACGAGCAAGAAGCUUCAUCGCAAGAGCCUUCUCGACUUCGCUUAGAUUUCUCGCGGAUG